UGUGAGAUCCAGAAAGAUGAAGGACCUCAGUGGGCGUAUUAUUGGAGCAUUAACAGUGGAAACCCUACACCAUCCAAUGAAUUCAAGAUCAACACAGAUACUGAGUCCUACAGUGGAGAAUAUCAAUGUUCGGGUAGAAGAAACAAUCAGCUAACAGAAUGGAGUGAUGCCUUCAGACUGCCAGCUUUAUCUGCUAAACCCAAAGCCACAGUAACACCAGAGAAAAUAUUCCUGCCAGCAGGGGGCAGUGUGACACUGACCUGCUCUGUUUUUAACUCUGACGGCUGGAAGUUUGACUGGUUCAGACAAAACUCAGAGUUUUCUACAGCUCAGCUCAUCAGAAACAAUGAACCAGAUGCAGUCCUCAGUGUCUCAGAUGAAGGUGUUUACAGCUGCAGAGGAGGAAGAGGAGAUCCAGUUUUCUACACUGAAUACAGCAAUGAAGUCGACGUUAAAACUGUCUCCAUUUAUGUGACCCUGAAACCCAACUGGCCUCAUAUAUUCAGUGGAGAGACGGUCACUCUGACAUGUGAGAUCAAUGGAGGAGGAGAAACUCAGUGGACGUAUGAGUGGAGGACAAAUGACCAAAACUCUCCAACAUCCAGUGAAUAUAGGAUCAACGACGUUACUGAGUCUGACAGCAGAGAAUACAGCUGUAGAGGAAGAGGAAACCAUCAGUUCACACAAUGGAGUGAUAAUUACUCAUUAACUGUUUCAACUAAUAAACCCAGAGCCACAAUGACAGCAAGACAAACGAUCAUACCAGCAGGGGGCAGUGUAACACUGAGAUGCUCUGUGGACAUCGGUGAUGGUUGGAGGAUUUACUGGUUCAGACAGGAUCCAGAUCAGCCAAUAGGAAACAGUGAUCCAGAUGGAGUCUUCAUCGUCUCAGAUGAAGGUGUUUACAGCUGCAGAGGAGGAAGAGGAGGAAGAGGAGAUCCAGUUUUCUACACUGAAACCAGCAGAGAGGUCACCAUAUGGAAAACUGUUUCCAUUAAACCCACAAUAACCUGGAAACACAACUGGCCUCCGAUAUUCAGUGGAGAGAAAAUCACUCUGAGAUGU
Messenger RNA from Poecilia latipinna (sailfin molly), 1065 nucleotides. RefSeq names its product high affinity immunoglobulin gamma Fc receptor I-like. Gene Ontology annotation, biological process: cell surface receptor signaling pathway; immune response. Lineage: Eukaryota; Metazoa; Chordata; Actinopteri; Cyprinodontiformes; Poeciliidae. Gene Ontology annotation, cellular component: external side of plasma membrane. The record is from RefSeq and is a predicted model, not a curated record. The annotation marks the transcript as partial. The transcript has 5 exons. Gene Ontology annotation, molecular function: transmembrane signaling receptor activity.